Messenger RNA from Durusdinium trenchii, 1807 nucleotides. Lineage: Eukaryota; Dinophyceae; Suessiales; Symbiodiniaceae. The record is from the annotation of a GenBank genome assembly.
AGCCUUUUGGCUAAAGGGAAGUGGGCCAGCAGAUCAAUAUAUUGUUGGCUUGCUAAACCUGAAGAGUCAUGCCCAAUCUCGACCAGGUUGCACUCCUUCGCCAGGAGAUUGAAGGUCUUAAGCUGGAGCUGCAAGAGGUCAAGUCAAAGGUGGGUAUUGAAGUGAAUCCGGAUGUGGUCAAGAUCAAGAUGCAGGCUAGACAGGAAGAUGAGAUUGACAUUACGGAAGCGGAAAGUGCAGGCUUGGCCUGGUCCGAACAUUCUUUUGAGGACCGUCCUGAGGACGGUUCCAGUCCAAGAGAGAGAGAGUCUAUGAGGAAGGGCAGCACGCAGGACAUCUCGCUUCUAGGAGCAAACGAGACGAUUUCAAUGGUGUGCUUUGACCGCAAAAGUGCCUGGAGCAUCCCUUUGGUGGUGGUCUUUUCGGAAGCCUUUGAUACCAUCACGGCAGCGGUGAUUCUGAUUUUCAAUUUGAUUAUGCAAAGCCUUUUCAUCAGCAUCAUAUCGGGCAGAUCCUUUCUUGGUGAAGACUAUUCGAAUCAGGUUGACGACGCGGCGUCUUGGCGACGGAGCUUUGCACACGACUCCAAGUACGUGGACCUGACAGAUCGAAGCCUGGCAUCUCGCGUGUGUAAUGAGGAUGGAUCAUUGAUCUUCUCCAAUGGCCAAACCGAAAUUCUGACUCACAUCAACGCAUUCCUUGGGAUGAGCAAAGAUGAAUUUGAGUUGCCAUUCUUCAACCCUGGAGUGUUGCUCUCGGUUCUUUGCAUUUUGCUUUGGAACCUGUGCAUCUUCAAGGAGUACCGCAGCAUUUGGCAUGCGUUGCAAGGGAUGUAUUUUGUGCCCAAGGCUUCCAGUACCACGUUUGGAGAUGGUGCCUUGCAAACGAUGUCACGAGGCCGAGUCUUCCUUCUUUCAGUAGUCUGCUUGAUUCGCUUGGUUGUGGCCACCAUGCUUCUAUAUGUCGGUAGUGUUUGGCUGUCGCGAACCACGUCCAUCUCUGAGCUCAUGUUGAACGCUGUGGCCCUCGAGGCCAUCAUUCACGUGGACGAGUUCCUGUUUUCCGCUUUGACACCAACAAAGGUGCAGUAUCGGAUCCAAAAUCUUCCACCUGUCAAGAUUAAGCAGAACGGCAACAAAUACAAGCUGGAGAAUAUUAUCUUUCUUCUGCUUCUCUCAGCAGCUCUCGCUCUGCCAUUUCUCCUCUUUCUGCAACCUCUUACUCAAACCAUGUUGGAUGUGAAGUGGGAGAUGUGCGGUGGGAACCGGACCUUCAUCGUGGCAUUCAACUCUGAUGUUCAGCAGGCGGUGGGAAAAGCCACCAGACCAAUUGGUGCAGAAUUUGAUGGUGAGACACCCAUGGUUGAGAAGGCCGUGGCAGAACACAUUUUUGCCUUCAUCAACUACUCGGACAGUCGCUCACAACACCGUAUUGAGAAGUACAUUGACUUUACAAACACCGCAAAGGCCUUUCGAAAAUGGAGCGAGCAGUCGAUGGACGAUUACGGAGCAUUGUAUCCUAUUUGCCUGGAAGAGUGGUUUCCCGAGGGAAUCAAUUCUGCCAAAGUCCGUGAGUACAACAACGAAACAGGACUUCUCUAUGACCUGUGGAGUCUGCAUUUUCGAUCCGCUGCCGAACUCUUGGGCUACCCCAACUUCACCGAUCAGACUCUUUGCGCGGACUUGGUGGCCUAUUGCGACUUACCACAGGCACGCCUGCUGCGCUUUGCCUGCGGAAUGACCUGCGGAUGCGACAAGCUCAUGGUAAACCCACUUUACCGAGUCCGAAGCCAGGGCUGCAACCAAGG